This is a messenger RNA of Ictidomys tridecemlineatus (thirteen-lined ground squirrel), 1813 nucleotides long. It is a transcript of the gene Zmat2, whose product is annotated as zinc finger matrin-type 2. Gene Ontology annotation, biological process: mRNA splicing, via spliceosome. Gene Ontology annotation, cellular component: spliceosomal complex; U4/U6 x U5 tri-snRNP complex. Gene Ontology annotation, molecular function: zinc ion binding; nucleic acid binding. Lineage: Eukaryota; Metazoa; Chordata; Mammalia; Rodentia; Sciuridae. The record is from RefSeq and is a predicted model, not a curated record.
AAUCCUUUGAUGGUUGUUUUGAAAGCCUGAGUUAAAAGAACGCUUGCAGGCGCCCUUACUUCCGCGUUGCUUCACGCUCUCAUUACGCCUGCGCCAUCUCCUAGGAGCGGAGGCGGGGCCGACGAGCGAGUAUUAGAAGCUCUCCAGUCCUUAGCGCGUUUUAGAACACGGGGCUCUAAACUUAUUGGACGGCGGUCUUGCUUUACAGCUCCAGGCCGCUUUUUACGGCAUUUUCCGGCUUUCCAUUCACUUCGCUGUGAAGAUGGCGUCGGGCAGCGGGACAAAAAACUUGGACUUUCGCCGAAAGUGGGACAAAGAUGAAUACGAGAAGCUCGCCGAGAAGAGGCUCACGGAAGAGAGAGAGAAGAAGGAUGGAAAACCAGUGCAGCCAGUCAAACGGGAACUUCUGCGGCAUAGGGACUACAAAGUGGACUUGGAAUCUAAGCUUGGGAAGACAAUUGUCAUUACCAAGACCACCCCACAGUCUGAGAUGGGAGGAUAUUACUGCAAUGUCUGUGACUGUGUGGUGAAAGACUCUAUCAACUUCCUGGAUCACAUUAAUGGAAAGAAACAUCAGCGAAACCUGGGUAUGUCUAUGCGUGUGGAACGUUCCACCCUGGAUCAGGUGAAGAAACGUUUUGAAGUCAACAAGAAAAAGAUGGAAGAGAAGCAGAAAGAUUAUGAUUUUGAGGAAAGGAUGAAGGAGCUCAGAGAAGAGGAGGAAAAGGCUAAAGCAUAUAAGAAAGAGAAACAGAAGGAGAAGAAGAGGAGGGCUGAGGAAGACUUGACAUUUGAAGAAGAUGAUGAGAUGGCAGCUGUGAUGGGCUUCUCUGGCUUUGGUUCCACCAAGAAGAGUUACUGAGGCUUUCUAUGCUUGGCCUAACUUUGGCCUAUGCUGGACCUAACUUUGUGUGUGUGUUAGGGGGAUCAUUUCUUUUUGGGUACUGGGGAAAGUCCUUAAGAGUGUCUGUGGGCAGGGCUAAAGGGUGGGUGUUUGUGGCUUCCCUCUACUGUGAGAGAGGACACAGGAUGCAAAGGUAAUGCUGUGGCAUAUUCCUUUAGCUUCCAGUAUAUCACCGGAGUCACAAGACCUCUGCCCAUCUGAGUUCCCAAUAAAGAAAGGCCUCCCCUUCUGAGACUGCUUUCCCAAAACUCCCUCUGCAUCUUUCCCUCUUCAUCUAUCUAACCUCUUGUCUGAGCAUCCUACCUUUAUCCUGUGUUCUGCCUUUAUUUUUGACUUGUUCAGCCUGCAACAGAAGGAUUCUCUGGGUCCCCAUUUUCCAGCUGAUGCCAUAUUUUUGACCAGCCCUGCCUCCCAUCCUGCCCUAUGGUUCUCUAGCCUCCUCCUGUGCAUGCAUGUGUAUUUCUGCCUGGGUCAAUGGUAUGUGUGGAUUGUGUGCAUGAAUCUGUCACAAAGAGGGGAGCCUGAGCUAGACUCUCAGAGCAUUGCUGCCCUGGGGCCUGAUGUUCUUGGUUUCCUUAGCGCAUGUAACAGGAAAUUAAAUGGGAUGAGUGUUUGGUGUGGUUUCUGUCUGCUGAGUUUUUUAACAUUGUUCUUCAGAUGUGGACUGUUUUACCUUCUCCAGUUUGUUUCAUUUUACUGAAGAUUUCUUUUGUUUUUGUCUUCCUUGUGAGCAGGCUCUUGGAAGAACCUGUUUGAUGCAAAAAAAGAAAAUGGAAAAAAAAAAAAGCAACAAAAAACAACCAAAAACCAAAAAAUACAACCAAGCAUACAAACUCACUGUGGGAGCCCUUGGGUCUCAGAGGUUAUUCAACAUGUAUAAUAAAUGGCAUUGACUGGGCCUGUUUCACA